Molecule: messenger RNA, 1184 nt
Organism: Anopheles merus
Lineage: Eukaryota; Metazoa; Arthropoda; Insecta; Diptera; Culicidae
Product: probable insulin-like peptide 3
Exons: 3
Coding region: 197-679 (160 amino acids)
Cellular component (GO): extracellular region
Molecular function (GO): hormone activity
Source: RefSeq, a predicted model, not a curated record
AAACACAUUCAUCACGCAGUCUGCUAACGGAUUUCCAGCGGUGUAGUUUACUAGCUUUUCACUCCGUGGAGUAGUGUUUGAGGCUUACUAAACCCUCUCACCACCGUGGUCCAGGUUUACAGUACAGUAUCAGCUGUACCAACCGGGUUUCAAGCAAGUUUUGCAGUCUAGCAUCGCACCACUCUCACACAGCACAAUGUCGUCCACGAACGGAGCACGAAGCGGAUCGCUCUACAUCCUGCAAGCGUUGGUGCUGCUCUGGUCGAUAGCGAUGGUAUCGGCCAACAAGCGAUACUGUGGAGCGGAGCUGGUAAAGGUACUGUCCUUCCUGUGUGAUGAGUUCCCUGAUCUGCAUACGACGAGCAAGCGCUCAGCUGACAACUUCGCCAAGCCGUCGGAUAUGGCCACGGAGGACUGGAUGAACGCCGAAGACAACACGCAGCAGAUACUCGAUCAGCAGCUGCAGUCGGUCGGUAUGCCGGAUGAUCGUGCUGCGGUACCUGCCUGGAUGAAUAUGGUCUACCCGUCGAACUACAUGUUCCGUCAUGGGGCAGGACACAACGAGCUGAUACCCGCCCGCUUCCGCAAGAAUCGUGGUGGCAUCGUGGAGGAGUGUUGUUUGCGGCCGUGCGGUAUGAACCAGUUGCUGCAGUACUGCAAGAAGGUUAGCGCCUACUAAAAGGUCAACGGAAACGGGUAGUCGUCGGGCAGGUGGAGCUUAUAAGUGUGUUUGGCAUAGAAUACUCUACUCAUAUUGAAUGGUUUGUGUCGCACGAGAAGCAGGGAUAAUAGGAGGGUAGAAGUCCCUGGCGUAGGCGCACUGAUAUCGGGAAUGGUUACGUACAAAGCCGUAUUAUAAAGCACAACAUUGAACAAAGUUGAUAAACAACUCACCUUAAAAUACCUUUAGCUUAGGCUCACAAGCUCUUGCUGUUAUUAGAAACGCUUUCUGUAUUCUAACGAUGUUGCUAUACGCUUGUGCGGUUGCGGCAAGCAGUCCAGACCAGAUGAUGUAGGGAACCACGUAUUUAAGUACCUUAAAUGGCUGCCAAGCAUAGCUAAAGAUAUUAUUGGACUAUUUGGGAAAGCAUGAAAAAUAAAAACAACCCUAUCGAUUAUUGGCCGUUUGCAAAUAGCGCAUAAACAAAGCACAAACUGAAAGUUUUGGUACCAAAGAAGGUUAA